Molecule: messenger RNA, 1656 nt
Organism: Penicillium canariense
Lineage: Eukaryota; Fungi; Ascomycota; Eurotiomycetes; Eurotiales; Aspergillaceae
Product: metallophosphoesterase family protein
Exons: 3
Coding region: 1-1656 (551 amino acids)
Cellular component (GO): cytoplasm
Molecular function (GO): phosphoprotein phosphatase activity
Source: RefSeq, a predicted model, not a curated record
AUGGCUCGCCGGCUCGUCCGAACGGGCGUUCAGCUCGGCUUGUUAGUAACGUUUGCGCUCCUCAUAAUCGUCUUCCUCGACAACAAGUUCCGUGUCCUACCCGCGUCGAUCCAUGGCCACCUUCCCAUGCACUAUUCCGGUUUUGUGAUCACCGAUGUGACAGUCACCCAAUGUUCUUCGAUUAAUCCCUUCUCGAGCUGCAAGCUGGACCCGGAGUCCUGGUACCGCAUCGACAAGGAUCUCUACCUGCGCUCGGGCUGGACCUCGACGGCCUAUAUUCAGUUUAAGCGGAAGAAGGAAGAAGAGUUGGGACCGGAUGACAAGGUGGUCAUCGACCUCAAGAUCAGUCGUCUUACCCCACCGACCGAAUAUAGCCCCAAGGGUGAGGUGGAGGCGUGGGAGCCCCGACCAGGUGGCAUCUGGCUGAAGCGGACGGCCUCACGCCACGCCAGCGACUCGGAGAAGGCGGUGACAUAUGUGGAUGUGCUUUUCGGCGCUGAUGCUGUUGAUCCUCGUCCCAAUUGGGAGGUCAAAGAUACCCCUUUGUUGCUGGAUGGGCGGACAGAGAAGCUGGAGACUCGUCUCAGCAUUCGGCGUGGCAACCCACUGAAAAACAAGAAGCCUACGCCUAGGAUCAAUGAGAAUGGAAGGUUUAAGGUGAUGCAACUUGCGGAUUUGCAUUUGAGCACGGGUCUUGGUGCUUGCCGUGACCCCGUCCCCGCUGAAUUGGCGCCUGGACAAAGCUGUGAAGCCGACCCCCGAACAUUGGAGUUCGUGGAGCGCCUCCUCGACGAGGAGAAGCCUGACAUGGUCGUUCUGAGCGGUGACCAGGUCAAUGGAGAAACUUCCCCUGAUGCCCAAAGUGCCGUUUUUAAGGGCGUGAAACUGCUCGUCGACCGCAAGAUCCCAUACGCUGUCAUCUUUGGCAACCAUGACGACGAAGGUGACCUGAACCGAGCACAGCUCAUGUCCAUCUACGAAGACUUACCUUAUUCCCUUUCGACCACCGGCCCUGAAGAUAUUGACGGAGUCGGUAACUAUAUCGUCGAGGUUCUCGACCGCGGCAGUGGCACGCACUCUGCUCUCACUUUCUACCUCCUCGACACGCACGCCUAUUCCCCUGAUGAGCGCCAGUUCCGUGGCUACGACUGGAUCAAGCCUAGUCAAAUUCGCUGGUUCAAAAACACUGCCCAAAGUUUGAGGAGAAAACAUCAAGGAUACACUCAUAUCCACAUGAAUAUGGCAUUCAUCCACAUCCCAUUACCCGAAUAUCGAAGCAACGGCAAGUACUGGAAGGGGGAGUGGACUGAAGCGCCCACCGCGCCCGGAUUCAACUCUGGUUUCAAGGAAGCUCUCGAAGAAGAGGGCGUCUUGUUUGUCAGCUGCGGACACGAUCACGUCAACGACUACUGCAUGCUCGAGCAAGAUCCAAAUGAAAAACCGUCACUGUGGAUGUGCUACGGCGGUGGCGUGGGUCUGGGUGGCUACGGUGGCUACAACGACUACGUCCGGCGCGUACGCUUCUUCGAUUUCGAUAUGGGCCCGGGCCGAGUGACGACCUACAAGCGUCUAGAAUGGGGACAGACAGAAGCCAAGAUCGACGAGAUGAUGAUUGUCGACGGCGGUGCUGUCAAAGGCCCCGGUGAAUCGGCUUAA